AUGAGACAUCUUUCAAUGAGCCAAUCUCAAAUGACUCGAUCUAAAAUUUAUACAUCUUCUCAUCCUGAAUCUCAAUUUCUAUAAUUAGAUAAUGAUAUUCUCGAAAUAUAUGAUGAAUUUGAGAAGAAUUACAAUACCAUAUAAGAAAUAGACAAAACUAAUACUAAAAUUGAAACAAAACAAAAGAUUAUUGAGAAACCUAAAAUAAUAUAAUAACAGAAAAAGUUAUUGAAAACUUUUGAUGGAUUAUAAUAAUCUGAUCUUGAAAUUGAAUAUAUUAAUAGGAUAUAAAUUGUCAGAUUUAGAUUUUAUUACUUUAGAAUAAAAAUUAAAGGAAAAUAAUGUAAUAAUCAAAUAUUAUUAAUUUUUAGCUCCUUUACAGAUCUUAUUAAAUUUCCCAUCCAAAAUAACAAGUACUUAAUACAAGUUAUUCGUUUCGACUACAAUAGAAUUUCCAAAUAAAUUUAAUGCAGAUCAAUCUGUUUAGAGUAGAUUUGUAAAGAUUAACUCUAAACAGAAUUCGAAAUUAUUUUUUGAUGAAUAUGUUUACUUAACAUUUUAUAGUGAAUUUGAUGCCAUAAUAGGUAUGUAAAUUACAUUUGGAGAAUAAUAAACAGCAUCAAAUGGAUAAAAAUUAGUAUAAUCUAUGAUAAAUUUUGAUACAUUUCCUGAAAGAAGAACAAUUCAUCCUAAAGAUAAGAUUCUAUAAAAUAUUGAAAUGGCUAAAACUAAAAUGUUUUCAAAAUUAGAUGAAAUGCUAAAAGCAAAACGUAAUAUAAUAAAGUAUAUAUUAGAUAGAAAUACUAAAUCUUAAGAGACUAUUUAGAGAUCAAAAUUGAUCUAAAAAGAAGUGAGAUAAACAAGAUUAAUUAAACUAUUAGUCAAAGAUUAAAUAAUAUAAUUUAGAGAAGUAGAAAAAGUUCAUUAGAAAGAAUUAUAAUUAUAAAUAUUUGUUAAAAAGAAUUGGAUAUUGAUAACAACAAUAUUUAAUAUAUGUAGAUAAAUUUAUAGAAAAUUAGAAGUAAAAUUAUUAUUUAUGUUAGAAAGUAAGACGUAAGAAUAAAAUAGCAGCAAGAGCUAAUUUAUUAGUAUGGUAAUUGCAUACAAAGGCUUUAAUUGAAGUAAAGAAAUAUGGUGAUAACCCAUUUAUAAGAUCUCUUAGUAAAUCAUCUAUUGUUUUAUCUACUUUUACAUCUUACAUCUAAGAGAAAUGUAUUACAAAAUCAGAAAGAAUAAUAAGUUAAUUCUUGGUUGAUAUCAUACUUUAUUAAACUUUCAUAAAUAAACAUAUUUAAUUGAUUUCUAAAAGUAUUUAUAUCCAAUAAGUAAAUUAGUAAAAUGCAUUUAAAGAAAUUAUAGAAAACUUCGAUUAGUUAGGAAGAAUUUCAAAGAUAAAUUUAUAAAAGCUUUUAAAGAAAAACUUUAGAUCUUAUAUUAAGGAAGAGGAAGUGAUUAAAAACCUAGAAUUAAUAUUGAAUAGUAAUUUUACUUUAUUAUUUUAGACAUAUUAUUACUAAAUUAUUUGAAGAAUAUUCAGCAAAGAUAAAACAUAGAUGGAUUGAUUCUCGAAGAGCCAUAAAUGUUUUGUCAGUAUUUAAAAAAGUAAUCAUUUAUAAUCAAUUAAAAAAUAGAGUUUUUCAGUAUAAAGAUAAGAAAUCAAAUUAUAUUCAUUACCUGAUGAAGCAGAAAUGUAAUUGAUAAUUUAAUAAUAUUACAAAUUAAAAAAAUAAUUGAGCUGA
Molecule: messenger RNA, 1739 nt
Organism: Paramecium pentaurelia
Lineage: Eukaryota; Ciliophora; Oligohymenophorea; Peniculida; Parameciidae
Source: the annotation of a GenBank genome assembly